This is a messenger RNA of Chlorella variabilis, 939 nucleotides long. RefSeq lists its product as hypothetical. Bases 1 to 939 code for a protein of 312 amino acids. The transcript is spliced from 6 exons. The record is from RefSeq and is a predicted model, not a curated record. Lineage: Eukaryota; Viridiplantae; Chlorophyta; Trebouxiophyceae; Chlorellales; Chlorellaceae. Gene Ontology annotation, molecular function: protein binding. Gene Ontology annotation, cellular component: nucleus; cytoplasm.
AUGGCCGCCGCAGCCUCCUCCACCACGCCGCUCCCCGGUCCUGCCGCCUCCACCGCCGCCUCUGCCUCCUCCGCGGCAGCCACCGCCUCCGCAGCAAACGCCAGUGGAGGAGGGCACCUUGAGCAGCAGCGGCUCCUGCUCCUGCUCGCUGAGCUGGCGAGACAAGUAGUCCCGGGCGCUACCGCCUGCAGCCUGUGGAGAGGUGAUUGGCCUAGGCAAACGGUGCCGAUCACGCACCUGGAAUCCGCUGCUCUGGCGAUGGCAGCCUCGACCAAUAUCAAUGCAGUUGUGAGGCGCCUGCGCGGCAGCAGCAGACGCAGCGAGAUUGAAGCAGCCCGAAGCCUGGCUGAUCUCUCUUCCAGCCAGGCCAGCAGCACAGCCAAUGUAGCGGCAGGCGGUAUCCCGGCGCUGGUGCAGUGCCUGGGCAGCGCUCGAAGCAGCGCGGCUUUGCUGGAGGCAGCAGCCUGGGCACUGAGCAAUUUGGCAAGCGAAGGCCCAGACAACAAAGCAGCCAUUGCUGCAGCCGGCGGCAUUCCUUUCCUUGUAGAGCGCCUGCGCAGCAGCAGCAGCGAUGCAGUGCAUGCGGCCGCAGCCGCGGCGCUUGCUAAUCUGUCUGCUGAGAGCCCCUGCCGCUGCACCGCCAUUGUGGACGCAGGCGCCAUUCCUGUGCUCCUGGGGCACCUGCGCAGCAGCUUGGACGAGACAGUGCAGGAGCGUGCAGCCAUGGUGCUGCACAAUUUAAGCAUCGCCAACCCUGACAACAGCCUCCUGCGCAGCAGCAGCAGCGAGGUGGUUCAUCAGCGAGCAGCCACAGCGCUCUUCAAUUUGUCUGAGGACAGCCCCAGCAACAGCGCCGCCAUUGCGGCAGCUGGAGGCAUCCCUGCCUUACAGCUGCUGCACAGCAGCAGCGCAAGCGACGAGGGUUCAGAUGGAGUGUAG